This is a messenger RNA of Parastagonospora nodorum SN15, 1533 nucleotides long. RefSeq lists its product as hypothetical. NCBI's taxonomy places the organism in Eukaryota, Fungi, Ascomycota, Dothideomycetes, Pleosporales, Phaeosphaeriaceae. The record is from RefSeq and is a predicted model, not a curated record. Bases 1 to 1533 code for a protein of 510 amino acids. The transcript is spliced from 5 exons. Gene Ontology annotation, molecular function: zinc ion binding; DNA-binding transcription factor activity, RNA polymerase II-specific. Gene Ontology annotation, biological process: regulation of DNA-templated transcription.
AUGUCGUCCAGCAGUACCACAUCCGCUCCUGUUAAGCGAGCAUGCGAUAGAAGAAAGGUCAAGUGUAUUGGCGAAGGAACAAACCCAUGCAAGAACUGUCUCUCCGCCGGCCUGGCCUGCACAUACAAUGCCAUCCCACAGAAGAAAGGGCCCAAGGGGAGCAGGGCCAAGGUGCUCUCCGAACUUCGCGAAAACCAACGCAAUGCACAACUGGCCGCCGGAUUCCCUCCAGAUGUAGGCUACGACGGUCGUACGCUUUCAACCACAUUCGCACGCGCUCAGGGUCUCCUUCCCAAUGGACUGGUGGACACUUGCCUCGACUUUUUCUUCGCCAACGUCUAUCCCUCUACUCCUGUUCUGCACAGGCAAAAAGCGCAGGAGCUAGCUGUGAACAUGGAACGCUCUACGGAGGCAUACUGUCUGAUCGUCUCGUUAUGCGCGUACGUUAUGAUUCACGCAAACAUGAAGGUUCCGUCCAACAUGUUCUCUCGGCCCGAAGUUGCGCAGAUGUCGAACAUGACCUUAGGACACGCCCUUUUGGAAGAAUCGGUGCGGCUGUCAGAAGCAGUCCCCGCCUAUCUGGAAUGCACGGAGGCCCAAGGCGUCGAGAUUCGAAUUACGCAGCAAUGGCUCAAGGCCAUGGCCUGGCAGCUGUGCGUUUGCCAAGGCCUUGUGAGCAGUGUCACCAACGACAAUUGCAUGACUUUCAAGUACCCCAUCGAAAUCUCACGGGACCUCCUGACCAUGACCCACCAAUUUUCUCAACAGGCGAUGGAGGUCCAUGGUGCAGAAUUGAUUCUUCGAUCUCGUAAUCCUUGUCACUUGGACACUGAAGGCCCACCAAGCUCUGUCUUUUCCAAUUUCCUGGCGCGUCGCAUUCUUGGCAACGUGUUGCUCAUUCUAGACCACUUGCUGACAUGGCUGCAGAUUGAGAAACUUUUCGACAUUGCUUGCUGCUUAGCCGACGUGGUAGCGGUUACGUCCUUCUCGCCAGACGCGUUCGCACUCGGACCCCGCGAUUACGUGUCGCGUUUCCUAACGCUGAUCUCCACCCUGCGUGGCGGACAUUCGCGGUAUCUUCCGCUGCUCCUUGCCAAGCUUUCCGAGGUUCUGCCCAACUUACCCCUGCCCCGGUCUCUCAACCUGCCCCAGACACUCCCUGCUUCAACGAUCAGCAUGUCAGGCACUGGGACGGUCCCCUCCAACAUCACGGAUGAUUACUCGGCGAUGCCAGCCACAUCGUCGCCAUCGUACCCGUCUUCCGAACUGAUCCGCCGGCUUGCUGCUCAGACAGGCACCUUCGAGUCACGUCGAAGAUCUGUCCCUGUACGAUACCGCACACAGCCACAGCGCAUCGCAUUCUUCCUCAUCUGCGCCAAGGAGCAACUCCACUACACCCGGACCAUACGAGUCUACCAUGUCACAACGGAGCUCCCAAAUUCUCUCUCACCAGUCCGUGCAGAUUCCAACCUCACACCCGCAACACAACCAUAUGCAAUCGCACCACAUUUCAGUCGCCCAGACUGCCUAUGA